Microthlaspi erraticum is the source of this 1275-nucleotide messenger RNA. The record is from the annotation of a GenBank genome assembly. NCBI's taxonomy places the organism in Eukaryota, Viridiplantae, Streptophyta, Magnoliopsida, Brassicales, Brassicaceae.
AUGGAUCUUAAUUUCACCGAUUUCCUCCGGAGACCCUCUGUUACAGAGACAUUCGUCGACAUCUUGCUAUGCGCAGUUCCGAUUUGGCUCGCCGUCAUGAUCGGGCUUCUAAUCGGUUGGUCCUGGCGUCCUAGGUGGACCGGAUUGAUUUAUCUAGGGUUCCGUUCUAAGCUCCGGUUCCUCUGGACUGCGCCGCCCGGAUUCGGCGCUCGUCGUCUCUGGCUCGCUUUCACCGCUCUCUCCGCUUUCUCAGUCUGCCGCACUCUAUGGUCAACUCUCGCCGCCAAGAAAUCAGCGACUCCGGUCGAAGAGACUCCUCCGGAUGGUGAAGCAGAAGCUUUUUCACGAGAGAAAGAGAUGGAUGUAGUGACAGAGAAGGAUUUAGAGCAUUUGCUGUAUCUGCUUGAAGCUGGGAAUGCAAAUAUGGAGUGGCAAUCUAUGAUGGAUAAGUCUACUCCUAAUAUGAGCUACAAAGCUUGGCGUCAUGAGCCUGAGACAGGUCCUGUUGUGUACCGGAGUCGAACUGUUUUCGAGGAUGCAAGUCCAGAGAUUGUGAGGGAUUUCUUCUGGGACGAUGAGUUUAGACCUAAAUGGGAUCCUAUGCUUGCCUACUUCAAGACCUUGGAGGAAGAUACUCAUACAGGAACAACGAUUGUUCACUGGAUCAAAAAGUUUCCGUUUUUCUGUAGCGACAGGGAAUACAUCAUUGGGAGGAGGAUAUGGGAAUCUGGAAAGAAGUAUUAUGCUGUGACAAAGGGAGUACCGUAUGGAGCUCUACCAAAGCGUGAUAAGCCGAGGAGAGUGGAGGUUUAUUUCUCGAGUUGGAUUAUCAAAGCGGUUGAAUCUCGGAAAGGGGAUGGACAGUUGUCAGCUUGUGAGGUCUCUCUUGUCCACUGCGAAGACAUGGGGAUACCAAAAGACGUGGCAAAGCUAGGAGUGCGUCAUGGCAUGUGGGGAGCGGUCAAGAAGCUAAACUCAGGGUUGAGAGCUUACCAAACGGCUAGGAAACAAGGGGCUGCUCUGUCACGGAGCGCUCAGAUGGCGAGGAUCGUCACGAAGCUGAACAUGGAUUUGGUGGAGACGUCGUCGAGAGUGGAGGAAGAAGAGAAGAGAGGAGGAGGUGUGGAGAAGAAUGCAAGGGGGCAGAAGGAGCAGUUUGGUGUGGAUUGGAAAUGGAUCGUUGUAGGAGGAGUGGCUUUGGCUUGUGGGCUUCAUUCAAGUGCUAUUGGUAAGGCGUUGAUGGUUGGAGCUGGACAGAGACUUGCUCGUAGGUGA